Messenger RNA from Huiozyma naganishii CBS 8797, 1617 nucleotides. RefSeq names its product Rrn7p (gene RRN7). The transcript has a single exon. Bases 1 to 1617 code for a protein of 538 amino acids. Gene Ontology annotation, molecular function: RNA polymerase I core promoter sequence-specific DNA binding. Gene Ontology annotation, biological process: nucleolar large rRNA transcription by RNA polymerase I; RNA polymerase I preinitiation complex assembly. Gene Ontology annotation, cellular component: RNA polymerase I core factor complex; RNA polymerase transcription factor SL1 complex. The record is from RefSeq and is a predicted model, not a curated record. NCBI's taxonomy places the organism in Eukaryota, Fungi, Ascomycota, Saccharomycetes, Saccharomycetales, Saccharomycetaceae.
AUGUCGACCUUUAUUAGAGGCCCAGUAUGUGGCACCGACAACUGUCCGUCCAGGUUAUGGCGUGUGAUUGCAGGGCGAAGGACGUGCCAAUACGGUCAUGUCAUGGAAGGUGACAUUGAAUUCAACAACGAUGAGGACGAUGUCCCACAACUCGGAUCGAUGACCAGGAGGCUGAAUCUGACGACAACUGCACUUGGGACAUUUCAAUCGAGCUUUAAUGCAUCACAGUUGGUAGAUCCCUCGUCAACGAAAGAACAGCAUAAAAAGAUUUUCGGAUAUGAUGCAAGGAUACUGUUCCUGAAAGCUUUCCAGUUCAUACUGCGGAAACAAAGCUCAUAUCUCCUGCAUCAUAAGAAUUUCCCUCAAGAGUUCCCCAUCGUGGUUAAACUAGUCUGGUCCCAUUAUUUGAAAUACGUAAACGAUAAUGAUCCUUUGGCAAACGCUACUUUUAGCGAGGACGAGGAUGACGAUGACGAAAUUCCCAAUUCCCGCGCUAGGAUACGACAGAGAGGCAGGGCAAAUAAGUUGGGAUUGAACAUUAAUACUUCCGUCACUAUACUGUAUCUGGCAGCUGUUCAUCUGAGACUCCCCGUUUACACGGAGGACUUUAUUCAAUGGAUCUGUUCCAGCUCAUUUCCGUACUACAAGGCCAACGACCAGUUGCCUAAAAUAUGGCAGAAGCGUUUGCCAAACUAUUAUCUAGGGUUGCUCAAUGGUGGUAGAGCAUUAACUGGGACUCAAUUCUGCAAGAAAAUUGCCUCGACUGUUUACCGGACCAAUUUCAAUCAGCAUUUCCAGGACACUAUAAACCUCCCUUCUUUGAUAUUCAGAUUGGUAGGGAAUACAACCUUACUUCCCGAGUUCUACUUCUAUACCAUGGCCAUGAUAAAACGUGUGGAAAAAUCAACAGACUUUCCAGUCAUCCCCAGCGAUAAGCCAAGCUUUAACGCUUACCAUCAGACACCUGAGAUGAAAGUGAUUGCAUAUUUUAUUUUGUCAUUCCGUUGGGUCUUACUCUCUGAUAGUUCACGAAAACACAAGAAACAGACUUUCUCUAGUAAUUGGCUAAGGGCUUUGAAAGCUUUCCAAACAGGCUGGCAAGACAGUGAAUCCGUCACUGACGACAACUAUAGUAACGAUACCCUUUCAAAACAGAUAACUGAACUAUUUUCUGCCUCAGACAAAACUGAUCCCAUUGACUGGUCCGAAAGAAAAACCCUGCGUUAUUUGAAUUGGUUACAAACAACUGUUGUGGAAAAGCAGUCCUCCUUGCGUACGAACUCAUUAACCAUUGACCAAAAUAUAGCACAACGGAAGCUACACAAACUGAUACCAUUGAAAACUGACCAAUUUCCGCUACCUACCACCACUCCUGGUAAUAUCACGUAUGUGGAGGAUCUUCAAGAAAAAUACUUGAAAGUGAGGGCAUCUCUUGAUGACGAUACGUUGCAUGUUGAUGCGUUCGACACGAAGUCAAAUGAACGUGAAGACCUGAUAGCUCGUUUGGAAUAUCAAUUUCUAUGCAUAAUUUCUGCUCAAUUCUUUGUUCCGAUGGAUAUCUUGGAGGAUUGUGUACGCAGGACAGAGGAACACUGCUUGAAACAAAUAGAAUCAUGA